AAUAACAGCUGAUAUUUAAAGGAAAUGUUUACUAUUUUAAAAACAGAAAAAACCCUACAUGUUAAUUUCGCUAGACGUUUGAUGAGCAGAAAAAAACAUUAACACAAUCAUUUGGAACUACUUACUCAUUAAUUUGUUUUGUAAUUUCUACUUGGAACUGGACUAACUACUAGAUACACCCAUCUCAUACUUCUCAUAUCAUGUAUCAAACUUAUCAGUCUGUCCAUUCAUUUGAUGCACACACCAAAAGUACAAUACCAUAUAUGUAUAACUUCAAGGUAUUCAUAGAAUUUUUAUGUCUUACUAUUGUGUGGAAUUCAGUGAUUGCUGUACCACUCAUAUUCCAAAGUGAAACCAUGGACGGAAAAACCUAUCCAACUGUCAAUACAAUUGCUCAAAUGAAUAACAGUAAUUUUACCAUCAAUAGCAAUGAAAACAAUGAAACAGUAACUACAACAGUGAGCAGUAUUGAAGGAACUGGAGGUGUUGUUGAAAUACAAACUGAAACUUGUGACGACCCAUUAAAAGAAUUUGUAUCUCCUGUACGUGGUAUACCACGUUGUUGUCGUAAAUGUGAACCCGGCAAUGGUAUGUUACGUUUAUGCUCAAAUGCAGAAGAUACACAAUGCCGACCAUGUAAACCAGGUUUUGAAUUUUCGCCUUUUAGAAGUGCAACAAAAAAAUGUUUGCACUGUCGACGUUGUGAAGAGGUUCAUCCAUUAGCGAAAACACGUAAUGAAUGCACUCCCAUAACAGACACAAUAUGUCAAUGUGAAAAACCAUACUAUAUGUCAGAAAAAGAACAAACAUGCAAACCAUGCACUGUUUGUAAACCUGGUGAAGGUAUAGUACAGGCAUGUGGUUGGAAUUCCGAUACACAAUGUCAAUCAUGUCCGGCUGGUUUCUGGUCUGCACAAAGUAUUGAUAAUGUAAAGUGUAUACCUUGUCAAUCAUGUGGAAAAGAUCAAGUUUUAGUAAAAGAAUGUUCAUCAACAUCAGAUACUCUUUGCUGUCCAUUAAAUAAUCCCAACUGCACACAUGAAUUGUCAAUGUAUUUCGACUAUUCAGCAUACGACCAAGAAUCGGAUAUAUCAGACAAUAAUAACAAAUCUAAUCAAAUGUUGCCAAUUUAUUGUUCCAUCAUGGGUUUAAUAAUUAUUUCAUUAUUAUGUUAUGUUGUAUACAAAUUAUGGCGACAAAGAGAAGCGUCAAAAAAUGCCAAAUUAACUGAUUCGUACAAUAGUAACAAAACUGAUUUAUUAGAUAGAACAUCUUGUUUGGAUAAUAAUCAUUUACAACAUCGAAGAAUCUCAUCAGGUUUCAUAAAUAAUAAUAAUAAUGCUCAUUUACCAAAUCAUUCACCUCAGUCUACAACUGAACUUAAUAACACUAUUAAUUCAACACCCGAUAACGAUAUUAAUAAUCAUCUUCAAUUUAAUGAUAUUAUUGUUGGUCAUGAAAAAGCACCAUUACUUGGGAAAUUAGAUCAUUCAAACAGCUCAUUUAGUAAUUUUGAACAAAAACCAAUAUCAGUAAUUCCAAUGAAUAUACUAGGAGUUAUUUGUUAUCGUUUAUCUCAACACGGAUGGCAGGAACUGGCUAAUAUAAUGGAUUUAGAAACAAGCAAAUUUGAUCAAUUACCCCCAGAGGUAACAUCAGACUUAUUAUCAGCUGCUAUGGAAGCUCAAAAUACUGUUGAAUCACAUUUAAAACUAUGUAAUCAAGAUAACUCUAAUACAAUUCAAUCAAUCACUAAUAACAAUCCUAAAAAUAACUUAACAAUGACCGUUUCAAUGUUUCAAUAUAUGUGUCUACAAAAUACAGUGAAUUUAGGUCAACUAAUGAAUUCUUUACAAAAACUUAAUCGUUCAGAUCUUGUCGCCUUAAUUCAACAACACACUGGAAUAAUAAAAUCGAAAAAAUCUAUCAAUCAUUCAAAUGAAGAAUAUAAAGAUAAAACAAAAUCAAUGAAAUCCAAAGAAAAUUUCCAAAUAGAAAACUAAUUACAAUUCUUUAUUCCUAAUAUAAAUAGAUUAUCAUUGAAUAAAGAAGAUAUUUAAUUAGUUUUACUAGAAUAGUACUUUUAAUCUAAGUCAAAAUAAUCAUAGCCUUUCAUUAAUUUACUUUACCCUAAGUCAAACAUUAUAAUUAAUUUACAGGAUGAAAGGAUAAAAUACAUUGUUGAAUUAUAAGAUCUUUUUUAAUACUUUUUACAGUUUAAUCAUAUUUCAUUAUUAUGUAACAACAAUAACAAUAACAAACUAUAACAAAUCAUCUAUUUGCUAUUUAAUUUUAAUAUUAUUUCAAACCAGUGAACUAUUAAACAUUUUUUCUAUUGACAAUUGAAUGCAUUUCAAACAAAAAGAAUAUCACAAUGAAACAAUAGUACAUAGAGAGUCAAGGCAUGAAAUUAAACAAAACUUUGUCAAUAUAAAAUACCCAUUCUUACUUUUCGUUUGUGUGUAUGUGUGUGUAAUCAAAUAUAUACUUGUUACAUGUUAUUGAUAUGUUUCAUGGUUUUAUCUCUGUAUAUUGUGUGCUAACUUGUUCAUUUGUCAAAUAUCCAACAUCUUUUUUAAUUCAAACAUUUAAUAAAAUCGUUUAUCUGAUCAUGUUAUUUUGUUGAAUUUUUCUAUGAUAAAAACAAACAAACAAACAUACACUUGAGUGUUAACUUGAACAAUGUUAAACAAGAAUUGAAUGGUUUGAUUUGUGUAAAAUAUAAUAAGUGUUUAUCUUCUAUACCGGAAAUAUAUUUCAAUGAUGAUAGAAUAUUCUUAACAAUGGUUGAAUGAUGUAUGGCAUAAAAGAAAAUAUAAACAGAACUAGAAAUUGUUUAUUAAUUAGCCGGUGAUCAAUCUAUUAGAAAAAAACAACAUAUAUAUUGACAAUUGUGUUUAAUGAUCUAUUGCUUUUAUUGUAAGUUUCCAAUUUCUUUUUAUCAAUAUUACAAAACUAACAAUAACUAUUGUUACUAUUCCCUUUUAUUAUUCAUAUCGCCUAUUUGAUUAUAAAUUAAUAGUUAUUUAAAGAAUCUUUAUACAACUGUUUACCUAUUCUCAUGUUUCUUUUGUUUUUGAUUUUCUGAAUAAAAUAGGAUAAAAUAAUAUUCAAUGUUAACUUAAUACAUUUAUUGAGACAUUUUGUACAUAAUGAGUCGCCUUACAUCUUAAAAUCCAUUUUAUAUUGAGAUAUAAACAAUAAGUGUUUUUUUUCUUCUUUUUUUUAACAUGCUCUAUUCCCCAUUUAUUUUUUGUUUUGCUUCUUUUCAUGCAUAAAAUGCAAGAAAAAGUAAUCAUAAUAAAACUUAAUAUGAUGGCAUAUAUUACUUAUUAAUUAGGUUGAUUUCCUUAUUGUUUCUUACUUAUUUGAAUUUUUCUGUACAAAUUACAAUUACUUUUACUGAACACACAUACAUGUAUACUUCUGCCAUUAUGUUUUCUUUGCUUUGAAUAAAUUUAUGAUAUUUCACUCUGA
This is a messenger RNA of Schistosoma mattheei, 3477 nucleotides long. The record is from the annotation of a GenBank genome assembly. NCBI's taxonomy places the organism in Eukaryota, Metazoa, Platyhelminthes, Trematoda, Strigeidida, Schistosomatidae.